Messenger RNA from Ophidiomyces ophidiicola, 1752 nucleotides. RefSeq lists its product as uncharacterized. Lineage: Eukaryota; Fungi; Ascomycota; Eurotiomycetes; Onygenales; Onygenaceae. The record is from RefSeq and is a predicted model, not a curated record. The transcript has 4 exons. Gene Ontology annotation, molecular function: protein binding. The coding region runs from base 1 to 1752 and encodes 583 amino acids.
AUGCCAUUUCCGAAUAUACCAAUCGAGCUCUUUGAAAAUGUCCUGAGUUAUCUUGCACAGCCCGAUCUCUUUGCCUUGAGCCAAGUAUCCAAAGGUUUCAACGGUGCUAUGGUUCCCCGAUUAUACUCUCACAUGAUCCUCAAGGUUGACUUGAUGAACUUCGCGCCUGUGAGGGAUAGCAUGCCCAAUUACGAAAUCUGGCUCGAAGCUCUUCAAGGCCUGGUAUCCAAUACCCAAAACCAGUGCCACUGGAUCCAAAAGCUCACCAUUUGUGGUGAAUGCACGUUUGGGGAGAAUAAAGCAAAUGACCUUGGCCCCUAUGCCAACUUUGUUUCCCGGUCUACCGGUAUUCAAGGUCCUGUGCCUGUCCUCGUGAAUAAUGUGCUGGGGGUAGCCGUACGGCAGAUGGCCAAUCUUACCGAACUGGAAUGGCUUUCGGGGUUCCGGCCAUCCGACAGCCUUUUUAAUGCUUUGCUUUCUCUUCCUCUGACGUCCAUUUCCUUCAAUGCCGGGCUGAUGUUAUGUCGCUAUAAGCUUAGCUCUCUGUUUAAGCGCGCACCAUUUGACUUUCGCGGGGCCAAUUUAAGUAAGCUCCAGUCUCUUCAUUUUUUCAACAUCCAUGAUCUAGACAGUAUAGACACUAUUUGUCGCGUUAUUCUUUCAGUACGUUACCAACUGAAAGAGCUGAGCCUCCACUUUAGUCGGCCGCUCCCCAUGGAUGAAACGUUUGAGACUCCUAUAGCUGAUAUUUUACCGCCCUUGCUUCGUGAGCUUCUUGAAAGUGGGCAACCGUUACGGCUUCAACACUUGGGUAUAUAUGGAUGUGGUGAAACAGACCUUGCAUCCUUAUUUCAGGCUAUUGAUUUCUCCACCAUUCAAAGCUUUAGCUUUGUGGCUGGUUCACCGGUCAACUUAUAUUUGUGGGAUAAUUUGCGGAGCCGUAGGGUCGCACUCACGACUCUCAUGACUGAUCAGCCAGGCGAAGGGAUAUAUCAUUAUUUGCAAUCUUUUGGGGGUAUGAGGCGAUUGUUUCUUCAGUAUCUUUCUGCAGAUCUUAGAGUAUCCCAGCUCUGUGUGCAGCAUUGGCACACGCUUCGAACCCUUUUCUUACCUCCUGGCAAUCAAACAAUGCACAAUGUUCAAGCAGCUGCUAGUAGUUGUCCUAACUUGGAAGAACUUGGGUUAGUUGCAUACUCAGAUCACUUGUACGAGCUUUUUGAAAUCCUUGAAACCUGCCAUAAAUUGAAGUCAUUGUUCAUAUAUAACAACUUUAAAGACCCGGAUCAGCGAGAGCUCGGCCCCUUGCUUUCCCCCAAAGCCUUCAUUAAGAAAUUUGUGGAAUACUUUGCUCGCGCACCACGCCGGAGGAAGCGUGGGUUCUUUUCUACCUUCUACCAUGGCCUUGAGAAGAUCACUUUCCAUGACGCCUUAUGGGUCAUGAUGCCGACGAACGAAGAGAUUGUGAAGGGGUCGCUUUAUGACUACAUAAGCCACCAACAUCACCCUAAGCAUCUCAAACCACAUGACACACAUGUCAUUACCGCCAUUCAUGGUACCAAUCAUGGGGUGCUUGCUGAAGCUAGGGGUAGAGGUGUGAAUCGCUUGCCAGUUCGAGUGUCAUGGGACAGAUAUAGGGACAACGAGACCAUAAAGCGGCUUAUCGACUAUCUCAUCGAUAGAAACCCCGGGAGAAAUCUCUAUCCUUACGUUUCGACCAACCUGCUUGUGGAGCCGCGGCUGAGAUAUCUUUAA